AUGGCGUCCAUCCCCCCCAAAGGUCUGCAAUCUCUCCAGACGGAGCAUGUCCUGCAGGAGUCAAACCUGCAGGGCUUUCUGCAGGCGAGUGCCGGCCGCGUCCUGAGGCAGCAGAGCCUGCAGACCCGGGAAGCGUACUCAUUGGACAGCUCUCCGGACAGUGAUGAUGAGGAUAUAUGCGGGAAAGACAAGAAGAAGAAGGUGAAGAAAAAGAAGAAGAAGAAAGAUGACAAGAAGAAAAAGAAGAAAAAGAAGAAGAAGAAGGAUGAGGCUAAAGAAUACAUCUGGGACAGUGUGGUCAUAUCUCAGAUAGGUCCUGACGGCCAGAUGGAGAAGAUACCAGUGACAGCUGGGGAGCUCUGUUCGGACUCCUCUUGCUCCUCAUCUGACAGUUCAUCGUCUGACAGUGAAGAUGAAAAGAAGAAGAAAAAAAAGAAGAAGAAGAAAAAGAAGGAUGAGGAGCAGAAAGACCCCAACAGUUGCACUGCUCCCUCAGCUGAAUCUGAUGAAGAUGAGAAGAAAGAUUGCAAGGCCAAAGACCUUAAAGAAAGAGAAGAGGGGAAGCUCUGCCCCUCGCUGGCUGGAGGAGUAGCGCCAUUUCCUGAUCAUGUCGAGGAGGGUCACCUGAGUGAUGAUGAGGGAGACGGAGAGGAGGAGAAAGAGAGGGAAAAGAAGCUGAAGAAGAAAAAGCAGAAGAAGGAUUCGUGCUCUUCUGCAUCUGACAGCUCUUGUUCAGACAGUGAAGAUGAUGAGAAGAAGAAGAAAAAGAAGAAGAAGAAGAAAGAUAAGGAUUCAAAAUCCUGUUCACCUUCCUCCUCUGAUAGUGAGGAUGAGAAGAAGAAAAAGAAGAAGAAAAAGAAGAAGAAAACCAAAGCAAAGAAGAAGAAAGAUAAGGAUUCAAGCUGCUCCUCUGAUAGUGAAGAUGAGAAGAAGAAGAAAAAGAAAAAGAAGAAGAAGAAGAAAGCAAAGAAGAAGAAGGAUAAGGAUUCAGGCUCGUCCUGUUCUGAUAGUGAGGAUGAGAAAAAGAAAAAGAAGAAGAAGAAAGCAAAGAAGAAGAAGGAUAAGGAUUCAAGCUCUGAUAGUGAGGAUGACAAGAAGAAGAAAAAGAAGAAGAAGGUGAAGAAGAAGAAGGAUAAGGACUCCUGCUCUGACAGUGAGGAUGACAAGAAGAAAAAGAAGAAGAAAAAGAAAAAGAAGUGCUCCAGCUCUGACGAGGGCAGCUCUCCUUCCUCCGAUAGUGAUGAUGGGAAAAAGAAGAAGAAGAAAGACAAGAAAAAGAAGAAGAAGAAGGACAAGAAGAAGGAUUCUUGUUCUUCGUCACCUUCCAGUGAUUCUUGUAGUGAGGAUGAGAAAAAGAAAAAGAAGAAGAAGAAAAAGGAUAAGAAGAAGAAGAAAAAGAAAGACAAGAAAAAGGACUCGGAUUCUUCUGGGAGCGAUGAUGACAAGAAGAAGAAAAAGAAGAAGAAGGACAAAAAGAAGGAUUCCUGCUCGUCUCGUAGUGGGAGCGACAAGGACGACCCAAAGGAGAAAGACAAGAGCUUCGACUCAUCCGGAUGUAAAGCUGAUGAGGAGAAGAGACCUGAAAGCUCUGACGGUGGCCCCAGUGGCGAGCCAAAAAUGGACUUGUCAAAAUGCGGCGGCAGCUCCAAACCAAGCUGCGGUCCCGCCGUCUCCUAUGCGUCGCUUCCAUCCAAACCCGUCCUGAAGCUGGAUCCCCCCAAUCCUUCAGCUGCCUCCAAGCCGCCUGCCUUCACCUCCGCGCUGAGCUACGGGGACCGGGCCCCGGUUCGCAGGCCCAUCAGUCCCAUGGAGACUUUGAUGGGGACGCCCAGGAAGCUCGGGGACGGCGCCAGCCGCUCCAAACUCAGCUCCAGUGAUUUCCUGAGUGGCCCCAAGCCUUACAAGCCAUGAGGUGCCAGGGACGGAAAUAGCUCCUGGUUUAAAGAAAAUUAACCUCAGCUAAAUGUUAGAAUAAGAUGUCGUCAUAGGAGGGUGUCAGGUUUCAGUGGUGGAUCAAAAAAAGAAAGAAAAUUUGAUAUCUUUUUUGAAGAAUAUAAUAUAAAAGCAAUUUUUCAACACACUCAAGCAUUCCUGAUGUCUGCUUUGCGGAAUAAAACUAUGAUAUCAUGUUUAUCCA
Cololabis saira (Pacific saury) is the source of this 2137-nucleotide messenger RNA. Its product is annotated as cylicin-2. The transcript has 23 exons. The record is from RefSeq and is a predicted model, not a curated record. NCBI's taxonomy places the organism in Eukaryota, Metazoa, Chordata, Actinopteri, Beloniformes, Belonidae. The coding region runs from base 1 to 1911 and encodes 636 amino acids.